GUUCCCCAAAUUCCUCCUAUACUUUUCGUUGUAACCAAAAUUAUAUUAGAGAGGAGCGAUAACAUUCAAACUAAGCAAAAACAUGGCAUUAAACUACAUUUGGGAUCUGUGGAACAAAUGGAACAUCCAAGGCUUUGUCAUACUGAGCAUCUCGCUUCAGAUCUUUCUCAUUCUAUUUGCACCCCUUAGAAAGAAAAUAGCGAACUGCCUCCUUAAUUUCCUCUUGUGGUUGUCCUAUUUGAUGGCUGACCGGGUAGCCAUAUUUGGGAUCGGGCUCAUCUCUCACAACAAAUGCAAUUCGGCAACUUGUACAACUGAAGUAGAUGGAGUUCUUCAAGCAUUUUGGGCCUCAUUUCUCUUGUUACAUCUUGGCGGUUCGGACACCAUCACGGCGUUCUCCCUAGUGGAUAGUUCGCUUUGGCAACGGCACCUGCUCAAUCUUGUCUUCGAAGUCUGUGCUACCAUUUAUGUCUUCGUGCAGAUAUUUCCAAGCGACAAGUCAUUGAUGAUCCCAACGAUACUGGUGUUUCUUGCCGGGGUCAUAAAAAAUGUGGAGAGGACACUGGCACUUUAUUUAUCAAGCCUUCCAAGGCUCAAGGAAUGGGUGCGCCCACGGGAGCAACCAUCGGGGCAUGCUACUCUUGUCAUAGAUAAAGGUAAUGGUAUGGUUGAAGAACUCUCUAGUAUAGGGAAUGAAUAUUCUGAUCAAAACAAAGCAUACCUUGCCGAGAGCAUUGCGGUGAAACAUGCUUACGUGUUCUUUGACAUCAAUAAGGUCUUACUCGGAGAUCUCCUCUUUACAUCCGACCAACGCGAAAUCAGCCGCAAAUAUUUCUACCAAGUUCCUGCGUUGGAUGCCUUGAGGGUGAUAUCAAUCGAACUCCAAUUCAUGUACGAGAUGCUCCACACAAAAGCGUUGGCAAUAAGGUCCAAGUGGAGCUACAUUUUCCGCUUCAUAGCCUUCACUAACGUUGCGAUAGCCUUUGUCCUGUUCAAUCACUUGAAGAAGCAUCGGCUCUCUAAACUCGAUGUGGAAAUUACUUAUUCCCUUCUUUUUGGAGGGAUUGUUCUUGAUGUGAUAACUCUGUUUAUGCUCGUUUCAUCCGAUUGGACUGUUGCCAGAAUCAUGUGGUGCAACCGAGGAUCACAUAAACUAAAUUUGAUUCUUCACAAGUUAGUAUCCGUCAUGGAUCGACUGAGGAAGCACCGAUUCGUCCCAUGUGAAGCAGAGCCUAACACCAGUGUUGCUUACGAAGUCUUAGAUACACAUUUAAUAUUUAGAAGAUGGUCAGAAUCGAUUUCUGCUUGCAACCUCUUAUCCCUGAGUUUGACAGAGAGUCCGAGAAAGAUUUAUAAGCUUGAUUGGGGCUGGGGCAUCAUCGCUUUUUCUAAAAUCUGCAGUUUCCCAUUGAAGAACAUCAAUUUAAUUCUUCGAGUUGGUAAGGAAAUUGCCAGAGCGUGUGGUCUUCGUAAGAGAGUAGCGGAUACAAUGUUCGUGUCCAAGAAUCCCUUCAUUAAGGAGUUAUGGAUCUUUAUUUUUGAGGAGGUGAAACGUAAAUCCGAGAAAUUGAGUGAUCUGACAGAGGUGAGGGUGAUACUUGAGACUAGAAGUGGUAUGUUUCUCAAGAGUAGACUGGAAGAGAUCGAUUGCGAAAAUCUUUUAGUGUAUAUCACCAAGCUUAGUUAUGGUGGCAGUAUUAUAAUGUGGCAUAUUGCUACGGAAAUAUGGUACAACAAAGAGAAACAAUGCGUGAGAGAUGACAAAAGGGAAUUCAGCAAGUUCCUAUCCGACUACAUGGUCUAUCUUUUAUUUAAUCAGUCUAAUGUGGUGUCCGCCGUGGUGGGCGUUGCCCAAUUUACAUUAGACGUAAUUUUAUGGGAUCUACGCUACAUGGGAGCCAACGAUUUAGAGGGGCUAUGCGCGGCAUUGUUCGAGAAAAACUCGUCAGGAACCUCGUUCGACGCGGGGAUCCGUUUGGCCCACGAGAUGGAAAGGCUUGGGGAAAGGAAGUGGGAGGUGAUGGGCGUGGUGUGGGUUGAGAUGUUGUCAUAUGCAGCAAGUCAUAUUAAGGGAGAGGCACAUGUGCAAGUGCUUCGCAAAGGUGGAGAGCUUCUUGCCUUUGUUUGGCUAUUGAUGGCUCAUUUCGGUUGUCUCUACAAUCCUGAAUGGGGCUUAUUUUAUGGAGAACGGGAUGAGCUAAUUUCGGAGAUAUUAUCAGAUGCACAACCGCCAUCUUUGUGAAUUUCAUCACGAGAUGCCGAGUAAUGGAUAAUUAUCUAGACGGCAAGCCUUCGCUUAGCGAAUUUACGAUUCGUUGCAACGCUAUCGAUUCAAUCGGUUUCACAUUUCUUGUGUGAUUGUGUGUAAAAUAAUGUAGAUUCUUGUUGUAUUUUGUGAUGGAAGCUAUAUUUCGAUUGCUAUAGAAUAAUCGAUACGAGAUUUAGGACUAUAUGCGAUUUUAUAUUUGUGAUUUGUGUUUUCAUGUAAUUCCUGUGCGAAUAAAAUAAUG
Molecule: messenger RNA, 2510 nt
Organism: Syzygium oleosum
Lineage: Eukaryota; Viridiplantae; Streptophyta; Magnoliopsida; Myrtales; Myrtaceae
Exons: 1
Coding region: 83-2242 (719 amino acids)
Source: RefSeq, a predicted model, not a curated record